Molecule: messenger RNA, 5693 nt
Organism: Ruditapes philippinarum (Manila clam)
Lineage: Eukaryota; Metazoa; Mollusca; Bivalvia; Venerida; Veneridae
Product: probable E3 ubiquitin-protein ligase HERC1
Exons: 32
Molecular function (GO): protein binding; ubiquitin-protein transferase activity
Source: RefSeq, a predicted model, not a curated record
AGAAGAGAUAUAGAGGAGGACAUUUCUGUAACAUGUGAGUUGUGUGGGGAAGUCACCGUGGCAUUCAAUAGACACAUGAGGUCCAAGCAUCCUGGCUGUGGAGGAAGCUGUGAUAACCAUGGUUACAGGAGCACAGGAAGUUACUGUGGAGGUUGGUUUGGAGGUCAGUGUGGCACAGGUCACCCAUUCUACCUCAUGUGUCCAAGUUGUAGACAACAGUAUAUGAAUCAACCAAGCACACCAGUUAGAGGAUUAGACAACUGUCAGAAUGAGAUGUCUACCAAGCCAACAGAGUUUCAGGAUAAUGAUGAAUCACUACCUUUAACAGAGGGCAGCACAUACAUGAGAGAGAUUGAGGGAUGGUUACCGUGCCUAGAUAAUCCAGAGAAACUAUACCAGUACCUCGGCUUGUCAGACAAGAAGCCUAUACCAGAUCCUGUCAAGUUUCAGCAAGCUGACCCACUGGGAGCUUCAUAUAUUUGUCCAGCUCAACAAGACAAAUUCUCCAAUAAUGAAGUAGGACAAGUUUUCAGAUCAUCCGCAAAAACUGAUGAAAAAACCCAGAAAAGUUUACCAGAGCAGAUCAUGAACUUUCAAACUAGUUUGGACAGACAGAUGGCUUUACAUCGUACAACAAUGGCAUCACAGAUAUCUAUAGCUAGAUCUGUUAUACUGCAGGCACUGGCUGUCCUGUCAGGGAGUGGAACAUCAUGCAGCCUCCCUGCAGCCCUGGAUAAGAUGGGAUUGUCGGACAUUAUGAUGAUAGUAAAGCUGAUGUGUUUAUGUGCCUCUGGAAAGAUAACUCCGUCAUGUGACUACGCCAUCGGAACUGGACAGACCAGUCUUAAUCAUCUUACAACAGCUAUAGGGUCACUAGUAACAGAGAAUACCAAAUCACAAAAUCAACUUCUUCAGUUGUGUACAAAGGAGUUACUAACUGCAGCUCUAGGUGUAGGGCCAACAAACGAGACAGCAGUCAGACAGAAGAAAACAUCAGUUCAUACAGUUAUUCCAAAGACAGACAAGUCAAUACUGUCUGUAACACAGUCAUUGGUGGCCCUUCUUGCGCUGUGUGGACUUAAAAACACUUCAAUGGUGGCUUCAGCUCAGACAACUGAUAAGAAUACUCAAGCUUCCCUGUCCGGACAGCACAGAGAAAGUACAGAUCAGACACCGGAAGAACGUCCACUAGGUAUAAUACAAAUGAUCGAUGCACUUUCUGCAUGUAUAUUGUCCGCAAAGGUAGAUCAUACUUACCGUCAGUGGGCCGGUAUCCAGCUUGUCAGAUGUAUUGCCUGGCAUAAGCCGGGUCCUACCACAAGCCAGUCACAGGUUGACCUUGGCCCAGAUUUGCCACCAUGUAUUGUCCGCAAGUUGGAGGCACAUCAGAACAGGCUGGCUGACUGUAGUUGGAAUGAGAAGAAAUCUCUGCUUGCAACAAGUGGCUAUGAUGGUGUUAUUCGAGUUUGGAAUAUUCCCAGUAAAACACACCAGAUUAUGCAGCAAACAUGUAUAUUCAACAGUGGAGAGGGUGUGACAGGUGAACACCUAGAUGGUCAGUUACUAGAUAACCUGUGCUGGAACAGCUCGGGAAAACUACUGGCAGGAUCUAUGGAUAAUAUGGUCAACAUCUGGGCUAUAGGGGGUGGACUUGGACAUUUAGAUAUACAGCCACAUUGGGUUUCAGCACUGGCUUGGUCCCAGUGCAAGCCAGUGUUUGGGGGUUGCCUAUGGUUGAACACUGACCGUUUGUUAGUUGGCCGGCUAGAUGGGUCUCUAGCUUUUAUAGAUAUACUGGACAGCACUACAUUCAGGAGACAGGAGUUACAGCAGUGCUAUAGACCUGAUGUUUCAGUAACAAAGAUUGCCUGGUAUGAGGAGACCAGGAGGUUUAUGGUGUGGGGUUCAUGGAUGGUGUUUAUAGAUCAAGUUGGAAAUUCUUUGGCAGUUUCUGACCAAUCAAAGAGUUCGGACCCAGUACUGUCAGCUAUCACUGGAAUGAAAUGGGAUCCUACAGGUCAUAUGUUGUUGACCUGUGCUAGAGGAGACUCACAUGUCAAAGUGUGGACACCUGGUCGUGAAGGUCUUAUUCUGUUGCAUACACUAUACCACACUGCAGCUGUCACUGUAGUAGAAUGGUGUACUUUACUUGGCAAGGGUGAAGCUAAAUCACUUAUGUUAGCAAGUGGUUGUGACAAUGGGAUGGUGUAUGUUGAAAGUGUACCACAAAUCACAACCAAUGAGAACCAGUUAACCCCUACAAGCUCAGCCUCUUUCACUAGUCAGGAUGGCAGUUUGAUGCAGGUAUAUAUAGGAACAGGUUCUGUACGUAGUCUAAGCUGGUAUGCCGACCAUGGCCUUGCUGCUUGCUUUAACAGGUCUAAGGAUGUAAUUUUACUCAGCUACCCCGAGGAGUUACAUCUGAAGCAUCAGGCAUUGACUACAGCAAGAACCAGUCUACGUGGCUGGGGAUUAAACUUACUACAGGCUCCUUGCUUCAAAACAUUCCUGCAAAACCUGCCAAGUUUGGUUCUGGAGCAGUAUAUGUGUGAAAAGCCUACUGUAAUGAGUGGAGAGCAGUUGAUACACAGUGAUUAUCUACAAAGUUUAUGUUCAUUUUGUGUGGCAUUGAGGUUAGACAACAUCUUGUGUUAUACUCCGUUACCACCACAUCAUAAACAUGAUUCAUUAGAACCAGGUCAGUUGUUGAUACCAGAGUGGCAAUGGUUGCUGACAUAUUCCUCCGCGUUGAAGACGUCAGCAUGUCUAAUGGAUGGUCAAGAUUUCCCUGAGACUUUCAAGCAGUUAAGCAGUGGAUUAUCACAGGAAAGUUUCUCCACUAAUGUUUUUGACAAUAAAGAAUGGAACUUGACGGCAGAUGGCGAGAUAAUGAGUUGGGCAACACAGAGUCCCGAGGACUGGCAGAUAGGGGGUAAAUGUGAGGCGUACAUGUGGGGAUAUGAGAGACACGGACAACUGUGUGAGGGAGGUAGAGUGGUUCUUACACCAGUCAAUGUAUCAGCUUAUUCCAUAGCACAACAGAUUAUCUGUGGACAGAACUGUACAUUUGUUAUACAAGCAAAUGGUACAGUGCUUGCAUGUGGAGAAGGAAGUUACGGUCGUCUUGGACAGGGAAAUUCUGAUGAUCUUAAAAAUCUCACUAUAUUGUCUUCUCUACAAGGUUUUGUUGUGACCCAGCUGGCUACAUCGGUUGGUUCUGAUGGUCACAGUCUAGCUCUCACAGAGAGUGGUGAGGUAUUUAGCUGGGGGGACGGAGACUAUGGUAAACUAGGUCAUGGGAACAGUGAUAGACAGAGACGGCCCCGUCAGAUUGAUUCCCUACAAGGGGAGGAAAUUAUACAAGUAUCGUGUGGUUUCAAGCAUAGUUCGGCAGUAACAGCGGAUGGUAAAUUAUACAUGUUUGGUAAUGGUGAUUAUGGUAGACUUGGUCUAGGAUCUACAGCUAACGUGAAACUCCCAACUAGAGUCUCUUCUUUAGAGGGAUACCAAGUUGGAUAUGUAUCAUGUGGUUUGAAUCAUACAUUAUGCCUGUCAGCUGAUGGCAGUAAUGUCUGGUCAUUUGGAGAUGGUGAUUACGGAAAGCUUGGUCUUGGCAACACAACACGAGUACUGGUCCCUACAAAGAUAGAGGCACUACAGGGGAUAACUAUGAAAAAAGUUCUGUGUGGAGCUCAGUUUUCUGUGGCACUGUCAAGAGAUGGGAGAGUUUACACUUGGGGUCAAGAUCGUCUUGUUGGACAGCCAGACAGCAGGUCUAGAAAUCACAUGAAGCCUCAGAAUGUACCCACACUUGCGAGUUAUUUCAUUGAGGAUAUAGCGGUAGGUGUGGACCACACACUGGCUCUUACAAGCUCAGGUGAUAUUUGGGCCUGGGGAAAUAAUUCAGAUGGUCAGCUUGGGCUCGGACACACAAAUUUUCCUGUUAGAGAACCCCAGUUAGUUCCAGGUCUUGUUGGCAAGGAUAUAAGACAGAUAUCAGCUGGUAAGAGUCAUUCAGCAGCUUGGACUUGUCCCCCACCACCACAAAGGCUACCGGGAAUCCCGGCACCUCUGUUACUUGGUAUCCCUGAGAACAUUCCACCCCAGUACUCUAACCUAUCUAGAUACUCUAUACACGAUAUAAAGGGACGACUUCGUCUCCUGCAUCAUUAUUCAGAUAUCAUUUAUUCUACAUGGCGUUUACUGUCUCUCACACGUCCUAAGGGGAAAAAAUGCCGUCCUGUGUACAGUCAAAUUUCUGGUCAAGUGAUAAGACUGAAACCUGAAGAUUUACGCUUGCCAGCGCGAGCCUGGAAGGUCAAAUUGCUAGGGGAAGGGGCUGAUGAUGCUGGGGGAGUUUUCGAUGACACGAUCACAGAAAUGUGUAUGGAGUUAGAGGCAGGUGUAAUACCACUGUUACUACCUACACCAAACAGUAGUACUGAUACUGGCAGUAAUCAAGACAGAUAUGUGUUAAACCCGAGCCUGAAAUCUGACGAGUAUAUUGGAAUGUUUAAGUUUCUGGGCGUGUUGUUUGGGGUGGCUAUACGUACAAAGAAGCCCCUCGAUCUUCACCUUGCCCCGUGUGUAUGGAAACUACUGGCUGGUAUACCUCUCAAAGUAGAAGAUAUAGAAGAGAUUGACUACAUGUAUAUACAGAGCUUGAAGGGUAUCCUUGAAAUACAAGACUCAGGUGUAAAUGAAACAAAUUUCCAUGAGUUUAUUCCCUUGGAUUGUUUUGAGGGUCAGUCACUGGAUGGUAGAAUGGUACCAGUUAUUCCAGGUGGCCGCAAUAUACCCCUAAACUUCCAUAACAGGCAGGAAUAUGUGGAGAAUGUGAUCAACUUUAAACUGCAUGAAAUGGAGGCCCAGGCUUCUCUGAUAAGAGAGGGUAUGUCCUGGAUCAUACCUGUACCAUUAUUGUCUCUACUAACAGCCAGAUCACUAGAACAGCUUGUCUGUGGUGUGGAACAUAUACAAGUAGAUGUCUUACAGAAAGUUGUUAGAUACAGGGGAAUAGAUGAACAGAACAAGAUGGUUAUUUGGUUUUGGAAAGUGCUGGAGUCAUUUAGUAACGAGGAGAGAAUACAGUUUCUACGUUUUGUGUCUGGGAGAACAAGAUUGCCAGUUAACCCAGCUGAUAUACCAAUGAGGUUUCAGAUCAUAAGUUCUGGCAGAGGUGAAGACAGUCUACCCACGUCACAGACAUGUUUCUUUCAACUACGACUACCUAACUACUCUAGUAUAGAGAUUCUAGCGGAGAAAUUACGUUACGCCAUCAACCACUGUAAAUCUAUAGACAUGGAUAAUUACAUGCUUAACAGAACAGAAGACGAGUUCACAACAGAUUUGUUCGGUUCAGACGAGGAUAACGAAGAUUGAAGGACCGGAAAAAUUCCGGUCAACACAACGUUAUUCAUACGACAGUGAAGGAUAAUCUGUCUUGUAAAUGUUUAUAUAGUGCCAUCCACAGAGUAGAUGAGAUUUUAUUAUAAUUGUAGUUUCAGCUUUGAUUUGAAGAACAUUCAAGAUUUGAGAUACAAAGUAAAGAUUGAUCAAAUUUCAAAAAAUCUCCAUUAAAACAUUAGCUAUUAUAUUCUUUUUCACAGGAGGCAAAAUAUUGGAAUUUAACUUUAUAUAUAGCCUAUUAUGUUUGAACUAGUGGUAUUUGUUGUUUGAGUAUAAUAAUAAUA